Molecule: messenger RNA, 1170 nt
Organism: Acytostelium subglobosum LB1
Lineage: Eukaryota; Evosea; Eumycetozoa; Acytosteliales; Acytosteliaceae
Exons: 2
Coding region: 1-1170 (389 amino acids)
Source: RefSeq, a predicted model, not a curated record
AUGCGAGUGACUGCUGAUCCUGACGGUCUCGGUCUCGCCUCAGUGCCAUUCCCAAAGUCAAGUCUUUUAAAACUCGAGCUUUCAGACUCGUUCAACCAUAUGAUCUUACCGUCCUCAUUGCCAGACUCCAUCACCGUGCUAACACUAGGCUUUUAUUAUAACCAACCAAUCAAUGUUAAUACAUUGCCCAAGUCACUCAAUACAUUGACCUUUGGCCAAAAAUAUCGCUUCAACUCAAUCAUUGCUCCUGACUCAUUACCUCACACGUUAAUACAACUCAAGUUUGGUAAAAUCUUCAGCAAGUUGACUGACAAACUGCUCAGUUCACUACCGAUGCUCAACAGCUUGUCUUUUGGUUUUGGUAUUGUUGGACCAUUAACACCUGGAUCACUCCCUCCAUCACUACAAACACUCGAUAUUGAACGAUCGCCUAGACUCAUCGUUGAUGAUCCGCAAUCCAUCCCCCCUGCGCUCACCAAGUUGAGUGUCUUUGCUCAAAGUCAGGUGAGCCCAUUCCCUUUACAUCUGUUAUCACUUAGAAUAUAUGAAAUCGAUGACAUUACACUGGUACCUGGGUCUCUGCCAUCGUCAUUAACAGAGUUGAUAAUAGUCAGCAGGAUAAAGAUAGUGCUCUCACCAGGAUCACUACCUCAAUCACUUCAAUCAUUGAUCCUUUCGGGACGGAUGGACCAAGAAUUGGCUCAAGGCACACUACCACCUUCGCUCACUCUUUUGUGUCUUCCAGACAACUGUACACUCAACAUUGUGGACACAAUACCAUUGGGUCUUCGCAGUCUCUCCAUAGCAGGUGUUCACUUGGUCAAGUACUUUGAACAACUUACACAUCUUGAGCAUGUCGAGCUCAAGCUUCCAUGUGAUUUGGACGACACGAACAUCUCAACAUUGAAGUGCAACAGACUAAAGUUCACAGUCAAGAGUAUAUACGUUGAUUGUGACCCAUCGAUGGACUUCACAUUUGCCACGCGGACAACUACUCCUGAUGAACUCUUGGCUGUCAUUACAAGAGCUAUUCGUGCCUUUCCAAAUGUUGACACAUUCGAAGUUGUCCAAGAACUACAUUCCACACACCUCAUCCGAGCGAUUGACAAUAAUCAAUUUCUGCACCUCCAUUCCAAUCAUUCAUUCAAACUAAUCACACUGUCAUCAUAA